Molecule: messenger RNA, 1892 nt
Organism: Cicer arietinum (chickpea)
Lineage: Eukaryota; Viridiplantae; Streptophyta; Magnoliopsida; Fabales; Fabaceae
Source: RefSeq, a predicted model, not a curated record
GAUACGUGCGCGUGAAUUUAUGAAGAAUAUGAACAACCUUUGAGUUUUGCUAUAAAAAAAAAAACAGAGAAAGAAACACACGAUAUAUUUGAGGCAGAAACAGUGCUCCCCGCGAUAUUCGCUUCCCGCUCCUUUCGUCAACUAAUUAUCUCUAUUCCUUUAAAACUAUAACUAAAGGUUCUUUUUAUCCUUUUUCAUUUUUUUCUUUCUUUCUAAUUUUAUUCUAAACCUCACCAAUUUUAAUUACGUUCAUCAUCACCGUCUCUAAUUCUUCUUUCUAACACUUUUUCCACGAAUUUCGAUUUUGAUUCACAAACAAUUAUCACAAUAAUAAUAGCCUUUCUCUGUUCUCUGAAUUUUCAAUGCAAGACAUGAAGUCACCUGCUCGGCAGACGGUUUUGGUUUGUGAUUCAAAGAGUAAAAAAUCAUGUCUAUAUGGAAUUUUUCCAGCGGCACUUUUAAUAUGUAUUGCUGUAUAUCUCACAAGUUCAGUAUACUCACAAAGCUACAAAGAGAAACUAUCAAGUUUCAAAUUGGAUGUAGAUAGGAAUGUGGAAGUGGAAACUACUGAUAUAUGCAAGAAGCAGUGCAGGCCUAGUGGAAGUGAGGCAUUACCUGCUGGUAUAGUCUCAAGUACUUCCAGUUUGGAGAUGAGAGCUUUAUGGGAUCCUCAAACGCCUAAGAAGCGUCAUCAAGAAGGAUAUAUUAACGCAAAUGCAUCAACCAAUUUGUUUGCAAUGGCAGUUGGGAUAAAGCAGAAAGAUCUAGUAGACAAGAUGGUCAAAAAGUUUCUAGCAAGUAAUUUCACUGUGAUGCUUUUCCAUUAUGAUGGCAUUGUCGACAGAUGGAAGAAAUUCGAAUGGAGCGAUCGUAUCAUUCAUAUAUCGGUAGCUGAUCAAAGCAAAUGGUGGUUUGCCAAGCGUUUCUUACACCCCGACAUAGUUGCAGAAUAUGAUUAUAUUUUCCUUUGGGAUGAGGACCUAGGAGUUGAACAUUUUCACCCUGAUAAGUAUGUUUCUAUUGUCAAAAGUGAAGGGCUAGAGAUAUCACAACCAGCACUUGAUCCUAAAAAAUCAGAAGUUCACCAUCAGAUUACUGCACGUGGGAGGAGAUCAAACGUGCACAGGAGGACAUUUAAAGCUGGUAAUGAUGGUAAAGGAUGUGAUGAAAGUAGCACUUCUCCUCCUUGCACAGGGUGGAUAGAAAUGAUGGCUCCUGUUUUCUCAAAAGCUGCAUGGCGAUGUGUGUGGCACAUGAUUCAGAAUGACUUGAUCCAUGCAUGGGGUCUAGAUAUGCAACUUGGCUACUGCUCUCUGGGUGAUAGAACAAAAAAUGUUGGUGUUGUUGAUGCCGAAUACAUUGUUCACUACAAUCGUCCUACUCUUGGUGGCAUCGAUGAAACUGGGGUUUCAGUUGCAUCUCCUGAAAAGGACCAUAGAGUUGAUGUGAGGAGGCUUUCUUACAGAGAAUUAGAUAUUUUCAGAAAACGUUGGGAAAAAGCAGUUGAGGAGGAUAAAUGUUGGGUGGAUCCAUUUCAAUAGCUAGUACAUCAAUUGAAGUGAAGUCAUAGUCAAAGUUAUGUAAAUUUUGUAAAGAAAAAAAUACAUAUCAUUUAUGUGAAGUGAAGCAAAUGCAACUCACAGCUACAGCAAUUGAUCAUAAUGGAGACUUUGGAGAGUCUCAAGGGCAUAAAAUAAAAAUAAGAGAAUGUGGUAGAUAUGAUGAGAGAGUAGUUAGAAAGUUAAUUUAGAAGUGAGGUUCUUUUUACUUGGGAAAACAUCUUGCAGUCAUAUAUUAUUUAUAAAGUAAUUGAUGUUAAUUACUCAAGUGAAUUUGAAAACAGUUUGUGAUUAUUGGUUUCAUCAUAUUACCUUAUUUAUUUUAUCGGCUUA